UGUCGCCUUAUAGCUGUCCCAGGAGCCACGGCGGCAGUUGGAGUUGGUGCCCAUGAAGGAUGAGGAAGGCCAGGCUCUGGGGGCUGCUGUGGACGUCCUUCAUCUUAGAACUCCAAGGUGCGCCCAAAUUAGAGGAGAUAAAGUAUACUCUGACCGAGGGCCAGAGCCUGAGUGAGAGCUGUCCCUUCAAUGUGGGGAAGUACUUCAGCAUCCGGAAGGCGUGGCAGAGGCUGGGAGACAGAGGGGAGCUCCAGACACUGGCAGUAACAGACAAGGUCUCCGGGCUGAGCUCCAAAGUCCACGUGGACAGGUGCUCCCUAGAAGACAUCCCCAGUGAAGGCAUACUGCAUGUCCAUAUGACCGACCUGCGAGUGGAGGACUCGGGACUGUAUCAGUGUGUGAUCUACCAGCCUCCCAAAGACCCCGUCCUGCUGCACCAUCCCAUACGCCUGGUGGUGACAAAGGAUCCUGCCCAGGAUUUGGCUCAGGGGUCCACUCUUCCUCCUGUUACCACCAAGGCCCGGGUCAAGACUCGUAUCAACCCCAGUCCUGUGACCCAGCUCCUGACCAUGUCGACUGCCGGCCUCGGAGUCAACCCCACACACGGGACAGAUGUCCUCAAUAUGGAGCCCAGGAUCUCCGUGAUCAGCAUCGUCACGAUCGUGCUGUGUGGAAUCCUCAGUAAGAGCCUGGUCUUCACUUUCUUGUUGAUCGCCACACAGAGGUCAUUUGGCCGCUAAGUCCAUGACCCCGGAGAAUGCCCUGCGACCUCCAUCCACGUCCAUCUGGCAGUUGUGCCAGAAGAAGCAUGUGAAAGCGAGG
Molecule: messenger RNA, 822 nt
Organism: Myotis davidii
Lineage: Eukaryota; Metazoa; Chordata; Mammalia; Chiroptera; Vespertilionidae
Gene: TREM1
Product: triggering receptor expressed on myeloid cells 1
Exons: 4
Coding region: 60-740 (226 amino acids)
Biological process (GO): neutrophil chemotaxis; cytokine production involved in immune response; neutrophil-mediated killing of gram-negative bacterium
Source: RefSeq, a predicted model, not a curated record